CGCGAAAAGACACUUAAACAAAAACCCAAAAAAUGAACCCUUGGAAUCCUCUUUUCUGAAAGGUCUAUCUCACAACCAUCAACUAGCAAAAUGAGUGAAGAAGCCCCUGCCUCCCAAACAUUCACUGCUGCGGAUCGCAUCCGGCAACUGAAUGACAUCGACCAGGAUGUGGCCAAAUUGAUUAACUCCGCUGGUCUCGCCAUUCAAGCGCUAACCAACACCAAGCCCGACUCCGAAACACCAACUGACGGCACUCUGGAAUCCCACAAGGCCCAAUUCAAAGAAGCUACCGCGAAAUAUUUCUCUCUGCUCUCCUCCAUCGAUGUUCGGCUGCGCCGACAAGUCUACGCCCUUGAAGAAGCCUCCCUUUCUACACCUGAUAUGGCUACUAAACCGGGUGAUGCUGCUGGCGCUGGCGCCGGUGCCGUUGGAGCCGCGGGACCUGGAUCUGGGAACCCUCUUGAUGUCAGUUGGCUGAACAGCCGCAAGGAUACGGUUGGCAAGGACAAGGAAGCUGAGCUGUGGGCUGCUGCGAGAAGUUUUGUGGAACAAUUGGACAAUGCGCCCAACGGAUCGAAGGGCUCGGGCAACCAAGAGCAGAACGAGUCUGAGAAGAUGGAGGUCGAUUAAGAUGGACCAGAAAUGUUGCUGGAUGAAUAAUGGGCUGGUUUUGGAACUUUAUGAAUGAUACCCCGGUUACGGAAGCAAGAGCUUAGAGAAACCAGCAAUU
Molecule: messenger RNA, 730 nt
Organism: Penicillium brasilianum
Lineage: Eukaryota; Fungi; Ascomycota; Eurotiomycetes; Eurotiales; Aspergillaceae
Source: the annotation of a GenBank genome assembly